AUGGAAAACAUAGCAGUGACUCGUUUGAUCGAGUACCUCAAGAUCAAUUCGGAGCAGCCGACUCCAGAUUAUGUCCAAACUUCUUCCGAUUGGACACAUCAUCCAUAUUCUGGGUACAAAGAUGAGAAUGGGACAAUUUACGGACGAGGAGCACAAGAUAUGAAGAGUUUGGGAAUACAGCAUAUGGAAGCAUUCAGGAAUUUAUUCGAGCAAGGAAUCAAACAAUGGAAACGGACAAUUCAUAUAGUAUUCGCUCCGGAUGAGGAGACUGGAAGUGAGAAUGGAAUGAAGGGAUUCGUGAAGUCAGAGGAGUUUAAGAAAUUGAAUAUUGGCUUCUCGUUGGAUGAAGGAGGCCCAAGUCAGAAUGAUAUUUAUGAUGUUUAUUACGGAGAGAGGGUCACUUGGUUCGUAAAUGUCACUAUUACUGGGAGUGCAGGUCAUGGAUCGAAAUUCAUUAAGAAUACUGCAUUGGAAAAGUUGGAACGCCUUCUCUACAACACUCGAAAAUUCCGGAAUGAACAAGAAGCACUGAUGAAUAAGAACAAUUUGACACUAGCUGAUGUCACAACUCUGAAUGUGAAUAUCAUAAACGGAGGAGUUCUUGUUAAUAUUGUGCCGGAGAAAAUCCACGUUUCGAUUGAUAUUCGACUGACACCGAAUCAAGACUUCGGAAAAAUGCGCAGUCGUCUGGAUAAAUGGGUGAAAGAUGCGGGAGAAGGAGUCUCUUAUCAAUUUGUGCAGUAUUCCGACUUCAAACCGGUAUCUCCAAGUACACGUGACAAUCCAUUUUGGGCGGCAUUCGAGGAUGGGAUGAAGGAAAUGAACUGCGAAUUCAACCAAGGAAUAAUGGCUGCAUCGACGGAUGCGAGAUUUGUCAGAGAGGCCGGAAUUCCCGCUCUUGGUUUCACUCCAAUGGUCAACACACCAUUCCUUUUGCAUGACAAGGAUGAAUGUUUGAGUGAGAAAGAGUUUUUGAAAGGAAUCAAGAUCUACGAGGCAUUGAUUAACAAGCUCGCGAAUGUUGAUGGAUAA
Caenorhabditis remanei is the source of this 1032-nucleotide messenger RNA. RefSeq lists its product as uncharacterized. The record is from RefSeq and is a predicted model, not a curated record. Gene Ontology annotation, biological process: amino acid metabolic process. Gene Ontology annotation, molecular function: aminoacylase activity. The coding region runs from base 1 to 1032 and encodes 343 amino acids. The transcript is spliced from 8 exons. NCBI's taxonomy places the organism in Eukaryota, Metazoa, Nematoda, Chromadorea, Rhabditida, Rhabditidae. Gene Ontology annotation, cellular component: cytoplasm.